This is a messenger RNA of Sphenostylis stenocarpa, 1461 nucleotides long. Lineage: Eukaryota; Viridiplantae; Streptophyta; Magnoliopsida; Fabales; Fabaceae. The record is from the annotation of a GenBank genome assembly.
AUGUUCAACAAGAUCAUAAAGCUCGCUCACAAGAAAUGCUCCAAAUUGGAAAUACCCGAAAGCGGACUUCAAUUUUAUGAAGUUGUCGUCAAACACGCCUCUCGUGCCGCCACCACCACCAACGCCACCACCACCACCAAUUCCGAUUUGCAAAGCCCUCCACCUUCGGCUCCUCCUCUUGUUCCCACCUUAAUCGAGCCACUACCGCCACUGCGAGACGUCGAGGAAUCGGAGCGCCGGGAGCUGAUCCUCCGGAAAAUCCAAGGGUGUUGCUUCUUGUGCGAUUUCUCCGACACUAACUCCGUUAACGGGAGGGAAACAAAGCGCCAAACACUCGAGGAGCUCAUUGAAAUCAUCCAAUCUGGGUCAUUCGGAUUCAGCGAAAAUCAAGAGGACUUGAUUAACAUGGUGUCCAUUAACAUCUUCCGUUGUUUCCCUCCAUCACCUCGCGGCACAGAAUACUUGGAUCCCGAAGAAGAUGAAAGAUAUUUGGACCCGUCUUGGCCGCACUUGCAGCUCGUGUAUGAUAUCCUCUUGCGCUACGUUGUGUCACCCGAGACUGAUAUAAAGACAUCCAAGCGCUACAUUGACCAUAUCUUUGUGAUGAAACUUAUUGACUUGUUUGAUUCCGAGGACCCGCGCGAGCGCGAGUAUUUGAAGACAAUUCUUCACCGCAUUUAUGGCAAGUAUAUGGUUCACAGGCCCUUCAUACGGAAGGCCAUCAACAACGUCUUCUACCGGUUUAUAUUUGAAACUCAGAGGCACAAUGGUAUUUCCGAUUUGCUGGAGAUUCAUGCUAGUAUUAUCAAUGGAUUUGCGUUGCCAAUGAAAGAGGAACAUAAACUGUUUCUAAUUCGUACCCUUAUUCCACUUCACAAGCCCAAAGCUAUUUCCUCUUACCACCAACAACUGUCUUAUUGCGUGGUUCAGUUUGUUGAGAAAGACAACAGGCUGGCUGAUCCUGUUAUCAAGGGAAUGUUGAAGUACUGGCCAGUCACGAAUAGCCAGAAGGAAGUUCUUUUUCUUGGAGAACUAGAAGUGGUUCUUGAGGCAACUCAAUGUACUGACUCUCUACGGUGCAUGGCCUCUCUUUUCAGGCAGAUUGGACGCUGCCUUAACAGCCCUCAAUUUCAGGUUGCCGAGCGAGCACUUUACUUGUGGAACAAUGAGCACAUUUUAAGUUUAAUAGCCCAGAAUCGAAAUGUUAUAUUGCCAGUAAUAUUUGAAGCUUUGGAAAAUAACAUGAAAGGCCAUUGGAGCCGAACGGUGUAUGGGCUAACAGCCAAUGUGAGGAAGUUGUUUCUGGAGAUGGAUUUUGAAUUGUUUGAAGAGUGUCAAAAACAGUACUUAGAGAAGGAAGCCAAGGCUAGAGAGUUGGAAGAGAAGAGGGAGUUGACUUGGAAGACAUUGGAAGCAGUAGCUUCACAAGCCGUGAGUGAAGAUAUGGUUUUGGUUAAUUAA